CUGGGUUCGAUUGUGUGCAACAUGAACUGUGCUGGCUGUCAGGCAGCAUAACCUACACAUCCACGAGUUUUCCCACCUGUAUGUAUGCAUACACGGGAGCAUCAUAGUGGUGAAGCUGUGUUUACAUUCUGCUACCGCGUUUAUGUACAAAUUAGGGCAGAUUCAGGCUGACACGAAAGUGGUAGUGUGCAAUUUUGACAGCUUGGCUGGUCGCCCAUCGCCUCACCACGGUUGGCCAUGAAAGUGACAACAAACCAACAUAGAAUCUGAUAGCGUUUUCGGUGUAGUGCAAUGUCAAUAACAAAAAUACCAUGAGACCUUCGAGAAAAUACAUUAUACGUCUCCAUUGUAGUGCUCAUUCCUUCUGGAUUCAGCCUUUCAAUAUUGAUUUUGUCCGAGAACUCUUGGUGCAGAAAUGAGGGUGUAGGUCACCUCGACCAGUUUCGUGUGAGACUGGCACAUUAACGCAGUAGACUCGUAGCGAGCCGAACCAGUUCCAAAGCGCACAGCUUCAGGAUGAUGUUAUCAUUCUACAGAUAUUUUGAUAACGUCUAAGCGCGUUCUGCGACCUGAGACUCCCCUCUCUUGUGGAGGUUUAUACUGAUUCACGCGUAGUACAAUUCGAGCAAGUAUGAGCCAGAAGUCAUCAAAUUCCGCAACCGGGGGCGGAAACAGUGCUAAACAAGCUCCGGUAUCGGUAGCUUCCACGGCAUCCACGACCAGCACAACAACGACCGCAACCAGCGUGGUUACAAGUGGAAAGGUAGUUGCUCCAAAAUCAAAUGCAGUUGAUCGCACACCCAGCAAGGAAAGAUAUAAAACGUCGUCCACGGUUCGAGCGUUGAAUUUUGAUGAUCCUGAAUUUGAUAAGGACAAUUCUAGUGGUUUGAUGAGUAGUAACGAGAAGAAGAAUGAUUCUAAGGCGAAAAAAAUCGUAGAACAGAAAGCGGUUAUCGUUCCGCUUGAAGAGGAAGCUAAAGUGAAAAUCAUUCCAAAUGUAUCGUCAAAGCCGUCCACCGUGGAAAAAGACGAAAUCCAGCAGCAGUCCUUGGUCGUACCAAACGCACCGGUCGCGUCAUCGACACCCUCAAAAACAAUUACUAGUCCUGCAGUCGUUUCUGCUUCGAAACCGCCCCACAGUAGCAAUCCGAAACAGGUCCUCGAAACAGACGCGAAAGCACACGGAAGUCCUUCAAAAGGAAAUUUGAAAAAGAUACAGUCGGUAAAAAGCGAAGAACCACCCAAACCGGCGGCUCUUCUGCUAAAGUCAUCUUCUGUUCCUGGCCCUGGUCCUGUGGUGGCAGCAAAAACCACUAACAAACCAAUAUCUGUUCCAAUGACGCUACCAACGUCCCACCCGAUAAGUCAACUGGCCGCAGCUCCCGUGAUAACCACUGCAGCAGCAUCACCGACGGCAACGUGUGCUCCACCAGCAUCCGUGGUUUUGCGUCCAUCAUCCUGUUCCAGCUUGCAAAAAUCCGCUUCCUAUCGAAAAUCGUCGUAUAAACCGCAGCACUCCCAUUCGCUGAGAUAUUCCGGCAGUGGUAGCGAUAUUUCCAACUUAGUCCGUGUUCGCAACUCAACGCUAGGUAAUUCAGCACCGACCCUCUCGAUCACCUCCAAGGAGGGUGGCUUCGGUCAACGUCGAUCAACAUCGUCUUCGGCUGCUCGCAGUGGAGCCGUCGCACGCCAUAGACUGAGCUUCGUAGCUAACAUUUCGCCUCGAUCUCAUUCACCUAUCCCCGGAAGUCCAAUCGACAGCCCCCGGAUCAGUUCACCGAACAUCAUUCACUUUCCAUUCGUUCCGAUCAAACGGAUCACCAACAAGAAUAGUGACAGUCGUCGAUGGUCGGUGGCUUCCUUGCCAAGUUCCGGGUAUGUGACAACGCCCGGUAGUUCUAACAUCUCCUCGCAAUGCUCCAGUCAAGAGAAGCUGCAUCAAUUUCCAGCUGUACCAACGAAUGAUGAUCUGUAUAUGCUUUCACUGCAUUUCUCCAGUAACGAAAGUAAUCCGGGAAUGGAUGGACGAAAUAUGCAUCAAUAUCAAAACUUUCUUCAUCAUCAGCAUCACCAUGUGGCGCAUCAGAACAGUGCUAUGACCCCGCAUGUACUCCAGCAUCAGCACUCUCAGCAGCCACUUAGUCUUCAAUCUCAGCCUACCCAUUGUAACAGUCCCCAUUCAGUGAAAUCUACUGGCAGCUGCAAAGACGAAUUGAAUAACUUUUGUGGUUGUCGUUCCCCUGUUCACCGGCCACGAUCUCGCAGUUUGAGCAGCCCUUCGCACUCGCCGAUAACAGACAACGAAAUUUCGCUGAUGAACACCUUCUACAAGGAGCGGUUCCCGAAAGCCACCCAGCAGAUGGAGGAACGCCUGUCGCACUUUAUCAACGAGAACAAAAACAUCAUCAACGACAGCGCUCGCAUCUCGCAACCGAUCGUCCGGUUCGUGCAACAUCAGGUUCUGGAAAUGGCUCGUGACUGUCUGCAUAAAUCUCACGCCAAACUGAUCACGUCACGUUACUUCUACGAGAUGAACGAAAACCUCGAACGUCUGCUGAUGGAAACGAAGGAAAAGUCACCGGAAGCGGCUGCUGAGAUCACCGGUGUCGUGAAAAAGCUACUUCUAAUAAUAUCACGUCCUGCGCGGUUGCUGGAAUGUUUGGAAUUCGAUCCGGAAGAGUUCUACCGUUUGCUGGAAGUUGCCGAAGGGCAAGCUAAGGUGACGCAAGGGAUUAAGGCCGACAUCCCGCAGUAUAUCAUUCAGAAGUUGGGCUUAAACCGGGAUCCGAUGGCUGAGCUGCAUGAGGAAUUAAUUGAAUCGUGCUCGUUGAAUUCAUCUAUUAAUGAUUCUUCGGAUAAUAAUAAUUCGAUUUCACCAAAUCAGUCCUUCCUGGGUGAUAGAGAUGAGCUGAACCGAACCGGAUCGAUGACUUGUUCCACGCCUAAAGGAGCCGGUUCGUUGAACAGUAGUAGCAUCAGUAAUGUAAACACUAGCAGCCAGUUGAAUGCGAGCAAUAACAAUAAUAACAACAACAAUACUAUAAACAGUAGUGCUUCGGUGGUUGGAGGAACUAAGAGCUUCAAGACACGCACAACCAGUGCCGUUCCGAACGAGAAGGAUUACGACAUAUUGAAACUGAUUUCAAACGGAGCCUACGGUGCCGUUUAUCUAGUUAAGCACAAGCAAACGAGACAGCGAUUCGCGAUGAAAAAAAUUAACAAGAAUAGUUUGAUGUUAAGAAACCAGGUGGAGCAGGUGUUUGCGGAGAGGGAUAUUUUGAGUUUUGCGGAUAAUCCUUUCGUGGUUAGUAUGUACUGUUCAUUUGAGACGAAGAAACAUCUCUGUCUGGUGAUGGAGUACGUUGAAGGAGGAGAUUGUGCGACCCUGUUGAAGAGUCUUGGUCCAUUACCGUCGGAUAUGGCGCGGUUUUACUUUGCGGAAACUGUUUUGGCGGUGGAAUAUUUGCACAGUUAUGGUAUUGUUCAUCGAGAUUUGAAGCCGGAUAAUCUGUUGAUCACGGCCCUUGGGCACAUUAAACUGACAGAUUUCGGUCUAUCCAAGAUGGGUUUAAUGUCGCUGGCAACCAACCUGUACGAGGGAUAUCUGGACAGUGAAACGAGACAGUUUUCAGACAAGCAGGUGUUUGGCACUCCCGAGUACAUUGCGCCGGAGGUGAUUCUGAGACAAGGCUACGGAAAACCCGUCGAUUGGUGGUCUAUGGGAAUUAUUCUGUACGAAUUUUUGAUUGGUUGUGUACCGUUUUUCGGCGAAACUCCGGAGGAACUGUUUGCGCAUACGGUAAACGAUGACAUAGAGUGGCCGGAUAACGACGAUUGGCCUAUUCAGGAUGAAGCUAAAGAUCUGAUUACUGCCUUGCUGCAGCAAAACCCAAGGGACCGCCUGGGAACGGGAAGUGCACACGAGGUAAAAGAACACUUCUAUUUCCACGGGCUUGACUGGAACAAUCUGUUGAGGCAAAAGGCAGAAUUCGUUCCUCAACUGGAUAACGAUGAGGACACGAGCUAUUUCGAUACACGAGUUGAUCGGUACAACCACGACAUAUGCGGAGAUGAUACCGAUGAUAUGGAAGACUCUCCACUGUUUGGUUCGUUCAGUUCAUAUUCACCACAGUACAGGAAGCAGCAGAGCAUAACCGCUACCAGCAAUCAACCUCCCAUCGUUCCGCAGCUAGAACCGCUUGCGUCUCCGCUUUCGGGAUCCAACCUAUCAUCGACUCUGACCAACAAGGAAAAGCAACAGCUACCAUCUCUGUUCGAAGAUAGUUUCGAUAUACACCACCAGAAGCAGCAGCAACCGCCGAAGCUAGCCAGUGAUAUCAGUAAGCUUAUAAUUACACCGGAAUUGCGCAAAUUCAACAUCAACCCCUCGAAAUAUAAGAUGCCAUCAACACCCGAUCUGGACUACCUGCCAGAGUUGACCACACCCGAUCGUGAAGAUUUCAUUAGUCAUCUUAACCUACGACCGCACGUGCAGCACCCGGUAGCUACCACUCCGGAUACACCGGAAACGAACAAACGCUUCAGCGAUUUCUAUCCUCUCUCCUCCCUAAAACAGCUGUCGACUCCGGAGUCUUCUCAAACGGACAGCGACGACGUUUCGCCUCAGAUUCAACGCAAACGCAAGAUUGUCCAUAGUCGCGGAAUUCUUCCCAAGUUCUCUAUAUCCAUCGAAGACGAUCAGAGUGGUCACGAGACAUCAUCCUCCACGCCAUCCCAGGUUGUGGCAUCAUCUCCGUCCUCGUCGCUGAACAAUCUCAACAGUUCACGACACAUUGUCAAAAGCGCAUCGGCUCUUGGCCUAUCGCUAAUGACCUCAUCGGAUGAUUCUUCGACUGCGAUAACCACGAUCGGCGGAAGUGGAGCACGAGGAGGAGGAGGAGGAAUCAUGCACAACGUCACGACGACCGCCUCGAACCUAUCGUCUUCAUCCGGAUGCAGUACCGGCAUCACCUCGACAAUGCAUUCCGCCGGCAAUUGCUCGAGCACGGCCAGCUCACGUGAUACUUCUCCCUGUCGAGAACUGAGCCCUCUAGUCACUAAUCUUAAGCCACCGUUGAUCAUUCGAAGAGGACCCCGAGGAUUCGGUUUUACGGUGCACACGAUUCGAGUUUACUACGGUGAUACAGAUUUCUACACAAUGCAUCACCUCGUGAUGGCAGUGGACGAAGGCAGCCCAGCGUUCGAAGCCGGACUACGACCGGCAGAUCUGAUUACGCACGUUAACGGAGAAGCGGUACAAGGCCUUUACCAUACCCAGGUGCUACAGCUUUUACUGAGCGGAGCCGAGCUUGUUAGUUUGAGAGCUACUCCUCUGGAGCAUACCAGCAUUCAAAGUGGUGGAAGAAAACGUGAACCUUGGCAGAGUAAGUUCGCUAAGAAAAGUACCCACAGUCGGCGCAAGCAGAAAAAGGACAACGAAAAGAAGCGAAAAACUUCAUUAUUCCGACGAAUUAGUAGUAAGCGAGCCAGUGCCGAAAUGCAGCAGAUGGUAGCUGGAAUCCAAUCACCGACUUCGGUUCCUCCCAGCAGAAGCUUCCAAUCAUUCACCAGAUUCCAAGGCAGUCAGCCAAAUCUGGCAGUUGCUGCAAGCGCCCUACCAGCAACUAUCCAGCAGGUACCAACAACAUCGUUAACAGCAUCUCCCGUGAAUAGGCUAAGCCUUUCACCGCUGAACACGAUCAACGCUUACCAACCAACCCCGUCAUCAUCGCCAAGUACUUCCGCUCCAAGCACACCGACUGGAACGCUUACCUACAACGAAGGGGCUCCCCUGUACCAGCGGCCAUCUACACUGCAUGUGCUGAAACAUAAGCUUCACUCGUCGCCAUGUGCCAACAGUAAAGCCCUGCACUCAGCGGCAGCGACCGGUCGACCUAACCGACGGAAAUCCGCCGAUCACAUGCCACUCUCACCGCUGGCUAGAACCCCUAGUCCAUCGCCGUUGCCCGCAUCGCCAACGCGUUCCAGCAGCCCACUAGCGUUUCCGGUUGUUCAUCCUCUCGGAUCAUCCAACACCACCCAGUCUUACAGUCCUGGUGUAUUACCGUGCGCUUCCACCGUCCUACCGCAAACAAUAGUGCCAGGAAUCGUCACUAUCGGUGGCUCGCCUACGCCACCAACGACAAAGAAAGGUUUCCCUCGGGCAAAAACAGCUGAACCUAGCUCUCCGCUGCUCCGUCGUGCACUAUCCCCGGACCGGCUACAUCCACGGACCGCCGAAAGUAAGUGCGUACUUUCACCGCUCUGCUGCAAUACACCCCUGAAAACACCCCGUCAAGUGACCGGAAUCUGGCGAUCGAAUCAAAACUCCACCAUCACAACAGCAACGCCACCAUCGACCGUGGGAACGGUCCCGAAUGUCCCUCCGACAACUGCCGCCAUCUCAACGGGCACUGGUGGUUCCAUACCGGUCGUCGGUGGCAAUUCAGCGACUCUACAACCGACCGUCACGUCAUCGGCAUUGGCAGUGGUUACCAGUACCAACACCGUGGCAGCCAAGGUCGUUAAAUCCAGUCCACCGACGGCGAUCACAACGACCACAAUGGCCACCGCUCCAGCAGGACCAGCGACUGGGCACGGGAAAGGUAUCAACACUGGUCAACAAACGUCGCAGCAGCAGCAACAACAACAGUCUCUUUCUAGCAUGGUCGAUAAGAUGAGUGUUAAGGAUGCUCCCUAAAAAUACAAUGCAUGCUCCUGUUAGGGAUGAUUACAUAUUAUUGCAUCAAUCGGUUGCCUCUUAUUCAUCGUUUUCUUUUCCAUUUUUUUUUUAAACUAUAAAAAUGAACGCAAUAAAAAGCUUGUUUAUUAUUUGAUUUUUGUCUCAUGCUAGGGAAAAGAUUUACGAAGCACUGAUAAGGCACGGAUAGGUAUUCGAAUUUGUAGGCAAAGGUAUAGCUAGCGAAAAGUUGACAGCUUAGAGAAUGAGAUAGGCUAGAGUUGGAAAACAGGAGACACAAUUAUAUAUAUGGUCAUUAAAAAUAGUUGCACCGAACUUUGAAUGUAUAUGUUAGUAAGUUUGAGAUAUUGGAGCUGAGAAGUAUAAAAACCAAUUACAAUUUAUCGAGUUUAAGAAGUUCUAGUGUAACGAGAAGUAAUAAAAAAAGGAUUUAAAUUUGUGUGAUAUUUUUCAAGGAAAUAAAACUACGUAGGAUGUAAAAAUUAUAAUUUACAGGACAUAGCCACUAGGACAUAAUAAAACAUAAGUAUGCAAGUAACGCAACUUUGAACAGCAAAAAACGCUACUAAACGAUUUAUUCCCCGUAGUAUCGAACUAAAAAAUAUCCAAAUACACAUUGUUACAGACACACUAAAACAAAGCUAGGUUUUUUGUAGGCAACCGGAUCAAGUUUGACUGUUUUUUCGCCGAUAACAUCGAUUAGUUUCUCUCUGUUGAAACUGAUUAGGUUGUGGAGAAAAGAACAGAGCAGAGUACUACCGUGCGUCUCCGUCAAAAACGUCCUGGUGGAGACGCUAGGUUUUUCAACAAAUAUAUUUGGAACAGGAUAUUGAAUUUCGAUGCUUGUCAUUUUUUUCUCGAUUAUAGACCUUUAACGGAACUUUCAAUCUUAAACAAAAUAAAUUUAUUAUCGUUUUAUCAAUUCAAUGUACGGAACUAUGAAAAUUCUGCGAUACGCUAUAUAUUAGACCCUGUACGGAGAUAGAAGUAUCAUAAUCCAGUUCUGCUAAUUUCGACGAGACAAUCUAUCGGUUUCCAUUUCUAUCAUGUUUGUAAAGUUGGUAUCAGUUAUUUAUUGAUCAUUGUUAGUAUUGUCGCUACAUGCCUACGUGCAAAUUGGUGUUACAAUUCGGAACGCCACUGAGCGCAGAGGAAUCCGACCAGUAUUUUUUCAAGAUGUUUGAACCGGAGCGGAUGUGCAAAUCUUGAAAGAAGAAAUAUAGUUGAACGCGUAAAGUGCUAGCAGGCAAUUUAAAGCUUUUCAACCACAGGUCAACCAACGUAUAAUCUGGGUAGUUUAUCAUUGUUUCGGGAUUAUAUGUUCUGAGACAUUGAAACGAAGUUUGUCAAAUUUGUAGAUCUACUAUGUUGGUCUCUAUUCACUGGUCACCCACAUUCAAAGAACACGCGCAUUGAUUAAUGUAUCUAGUGCUGUGUGGUAAGCUGUCAAAAUGGCUACAAUCAUCAGUUUCCGUCAUCUACUGAAUAUUCCCUUUCAAUUGGUUUCGCUGUUUUGUAAUAGCCGAUAACUACCGAUACUGGAUUUUAAAAUGGCAUCAAUCAUCAUUUAUCGUCAUCCAUAUACAUUAUAACCUCGACUGUUUUGUGGAAAGUGAAAGCUGCCAUCUUGGAUUUCAAAAUGGCUUUAAACAACAAUUUUGUCAUGUCCUUUGCACCUUUUUCAUAUGACACCUAUAUCCAUUACUGCCUUAAGAUUUGUGAAGUGACACGGAAAAUUCCACUAGGAUGACGAUGGUCACUGAAAAUCACAUCUAAUGUGAUUUACGCAAUAUCUCUUCGUGAGUCACGUGACUAACAGGUGACGUGACGGCGAUUCAACUAACGUGGCCCUAUAUUAUCAAAGUGGGCAUCUUUAAAAAUUCCGUCAUAUGUUUUUAUCGGUUGUUUUCUGCUGCGAAAACUAAUUUUAGGUAAUUGUUUCUUACGGUGGACGAAAUACUUGCCAGGAUUACGAUAAAGCAAAUCUGUCACAACGAAUAAUCGACCAUUGUUUUUUUCUGCAGAAAAAAUUAUUGUUAUGUAACUAAUGAAUAAGGGGAGGUUCUCAUCAAAAAACAGUUUUUGGAUUCAAAAACUUACACUUUCGACUUUAUUUACAAAAAAAGAAAAACAAAAUAACGGAACACGUAUCCGCUGGUUGAUGCCAAUCGAUCUGACAUUUCUUUAGACCGAGCAAACUUUUGUUUAUUUGUUUGUUUAGUGUUUAUUUGACCAACUAGAAAACGAAUCCACUGGGUCUUUAAUACGUGUGGGAAAUACGCAUGAUCUUGUCUGAGUGAAUGACUUUUGAAUUAUGUAUGAGGGUGGAGAAUAUAUAAUGGUUUACUUUUAGUCCAUUAACUCAUCAGUCAAUUAUACUGGGCUAAGAAUAAGUACGUACUAUUUGAAAACGGGGGGUGUUUGAUUCGUGCAUGAUGUUAAUAUCGUUUAGGAACGCAGCAUUUAUAUUUUUUCUGUUUCGCGUCUUCAUUGUAAUAUCGCAACGUUUACUCGAACGAGGUGGAAAAUUUCAAGUUACGGGAUCUCAAUAUGCUUGUGAUUAUACCAAUAAGGACCAUUUAUAAGCUCUGUCACAUUAUUAGGAGGAAGAGAUAUGACUAAUUGAGACAUAAAUGGGAGGGGAGCACGUCAUGUGCUUUGACGCAAUCGGCCAUUUUACGCACGAUUGCGCCAUGUAUAUAGGAAAUUCCAUGGAACAUGAACACUUUUGCGAGUAUCGGCAUUAAUGUGCUACUACAAAAUGAAGGAAAAACUAAAAUUAUUUGAUUCGUAUUAGACCAAGGAUAAAAAUAACGUGGUAAUAUGACAGAGAGUGUUGGGUAAUCUUUGCGUGACAUAAUUUAUGAAUGGUCCACAAUACCACUUUUAAACUCAUUGUUUUCGAUGAAACAAUCUCGAUAAACGAUUAGCCAGAGCUUAAACGCCUAGAAGAUUUACGUAUCCUACAGUCAAUAAACUAUUCAAACAUGCACGAAAAUAUAUUCUCAGUCGCAUCGCUUGCUUGAAGCGAAUCCUGACUAAUAACCCACCAACUACCCAAUCCGUGGUACUUAUGGGAGUGUCACUGAGUCGGGCCCUUCCGUUAAGUAAGUACCACAUCAACACUUCCUUUCUCAUCCCAAGUUACGGUAAAAAUGGUCGUGGCCCGCAAGGGUGGCUCUCAGGCGAAAUUCUCGCUUGGACUGGAUCAAUUGUUAUUCCCAAACAAUGCUCCUCAACUAGUCUGGCUGGAAAUGAGAGUCAUCAGUCUGCAAUCUACGAAGUAUACCGUGCUUACGCAACGCAAAAAAUAAAAACAAAAUAACGCCCGUGGUGACAUUCUGCCUCAGAAUCAAUCUGAAACACAGAAAUAAUAAUGAGACUCUAAAGUAAACUAAUUUAUUGGAGUAAUUACCUAAGAAAUACUAAAAAACUUCAAAUUCGACGCCAUGGUGCGAUCUCAAACUUGGUCGACCUUUUAGCCCUUUUUUACGCUUUAAGGUUUCACUGAAAAUAGUGAAUACAAAUUAUUUGUAGCAUCGUACACAAUGUUCGCUCUAGUUCUGUGCUCAUGUUAAACCCACACUUCGCGUAUGAACUCGAACACACUAUUUCGUACCGAAAUACGUGCACAUGUUCGCCUGCAUGAACCCCAUGCACGUACACGGUGUGCGUACACAUUGGUUCGUGUCUCCAGUUUUCUCUUUCUCACUCUCAUCAUCACUGGCGUCGACUCUUUUUACCUUGUGCGAAUCGCUCUCGUAUACGCACCCGGUGUACGUACACGGAUGUUUGAAGUAGAGUUUGUACAUCGUUCGCUUGAGUUCGAUGUUCGAGGCGAACCUGUACAUCGAGACGAAGCAUGUUUGAAGUUGAACGCGUGCACGAAAUUUUGUACACAGGUACAAACUUGUUGAUGUUCAUUAGGGCAUCGCAAAAAAAACUUUUUUUUUUAAUUACCACCCCCCCCCCCUCUUAUUGUGACCAAUGUCAAAGUAAGCUCAGAUACCGAAUUUCAGAUCAUUUGGACAAUUUUAGACUCCCGCCCACUUCGCUUGAAAUUUUUAAAAUUGGUGCUAUGGAAAAAUAUAGCGGAAAAAUAUACUAAAUGCUAUAAUUUUUGAAGUAGCAAUCCAAAAAAUCCAAUUUAUACCUCUUUUUAAAGGAAAUGACCUAAGUCUUUUUCCUCUUACUAGAAAAAUAGGGAAAUGUGGGGUACUGGGUCAUUUUGGCCCCAAAAUCCCCUAUUUUUCAUAAUUUUUCUGCUUUGUGAUGCAAAUCAUACAUAUUUUGGAGUUUUUCUAAUGUGAACAAAUCUCAAAAAUCGAACGGAACAUUUUUGAUCUUUGUCCGAAUACGGGAAGUUGGGGUUAUAGCGCCUGUUGUCAUUAAUAUUAAAUUUUAUAAUUUUGUCGUGCAUAUUUCUCUAUUAUUCUUCAAUCAAUUCUCAUAAAUUGUCUCUUGUUAAACAUGAAAAAUCCUUAGGAACUUAUUUUGAAGUCAUGUUGCUUCUUUAGUUAAUAGCUUUUUUCAGCGAAUUCUCACAAACUUACAAUGUUCUACGAAUGUGUUCAGUAGAAGAAUACCUUUAGAAAUAUAUAGUGUUCUUAUGAAUUGAUUGAUAAGGUGGUUUUUUAAGAAUUUAUUUUAAAUUUUAACCGAUUUUCCAUACAAAUUUCCAUAUAAACUUUGAAAUUUUUGGAGGCUCCGAAAACACAACCGAUCGGUACCAAAAUUUGCACAAUUACUAAGGGCCAUAAAAAGAAUCACUAGAGCCUUGUGGAGCUAAAAGUCAAAAAUUGAACCAGUCUAAUGUCCACCCAAUAAUGGGGCAUGUCAUAAUUGUUAAGUCAAUUUCUUGUACGCAGCUCGUCUGGGUUCGAUUCCAAAUCCCCCUUCUCUCCCCCGCACAGAUUUAAUUAGGAAUUUUUCAAAUUCGUAAAAGGCGAAUAACCCUAUAAUCGAAACAAAUGUUGCACCCGUCUGGGCUUGCACACGUGAGCAAACAUCUGCACGGACUUUCCCCUUUCAUUUGAAACUAAGAUCAAAAUGAUCCGUCGGGGGGUCCAGAGCAAAUUUUUUUUUCGUAACAAUAUUGGUUUUACUACUCGAGCUAGUUCAUAUUUCUGUCUCUAGAUGGUGCUUUAGACAUUCGAAAAACACUAAAUGUGAGAAUUUGAUAGAAAAUUUAAUUGUCUACAAGUUUGACAACUAAAAAUUGAUCUGAAAUCACCCGGAAAAGUUGUUUAAGAUUUUAACGAAGUUAUAUCUAAGAUAGUUUCACACGAGGCCUAGUGGUUUGGAAAUAUAUUUCCUCUCACUUAUUUCACUACCAACAAAAUAAUUGGGUUUAGUGACAUGAAAAUAUUUGACAGGAUUCAUUACAACUUCUUCGUUGACAAUUCCUAUUGACCUUCUGAAAAUUAGGAUGUUUACAGCGACAGAAAACUGUCGUAACUGCCGGAACUGCGGCGUAAUUUGUAGUCUUCCUCCCGUUGGGUCGAGUCGCCCUCCAUCACUCCUUACCAGAAAGUUUCUGAUUUAACUCUUUUUAUUAUGGAAAAUAUCUAACUCAAAUUCUUAGUUUCUGAAGGAAAAUUACGAAUUUAAAUUUCUUAAGGAAAAUUUCAAAUUUCUGGGCUGGCUACCCACCGGUAAGUAGCUCGUUUGCACACUCGAAAGUGAUUGCUCCUAGCAACCGCGUAAGGUAUGCUUUUUUCCGCGUACUAGAAUGCGCGUCGCUGAUAAUCGCUUGGUUAUUUGGCCGGUUGUUCCAAGCAACCGCGAAGGGCACGCUGCUUCUCGUGAAUUGCUGCGCGUCGCUCGAGGGUGGUUGCUCCUAGCAACUGAAACGGGUGCGCUGGUUCCCGCGAACUGCUGUCGCCUACUAUUCAUCUCUUGAUGGUUGCUGCUCCUAGUGAUGUCUUUUUUUACUCGAUUAACGCAAAUAAUCGAUUAAUUUCUAAAAUAAUCGAAAAAUCAAUAAUCGAUUACAAGCUUUCGGUAUAAUCGAGUAAAUCGAGUAGCUGCUAUCAAUUAAUCGAGAGCAUAAUUAAUGAAGGGUGGCAUUGACAAUGAAUAUCACAGAGCAAACAAAAACUUCUCCAAAUUUUUCAAAAUGUGUCGAGGGACCUUUUUUUUUUGGUUGACAAACUAGGAUUUAGUAAGUACCGUAAAACGGGGUAUCUUUGAUAACCGGGGUAAGUUUGAUCAAAUAAGAAUUUUUUAACGUGCGAUAAGAUGAUUCCCUCUAACAAAAUCAUCGAAACAAAAAACAAACCGUAUUCUAAACAUGUUCAGCAUCUAACAGUAACGAUUAUUUUGUCUUUUCAUGUACUAUUUAUGAGCACAACUUCAAACUGAAAAUGAUACAACUCUUAUGCAUCAUUUCAAUCUGUUCGAACAAUACCUUGUAUACUAAUGAAAUUAGUCAACUUCAACUAAACUGAUAUUUUUUUUAGAAAACGCAAAUAUUGUUGUCCAAUAAUUCAUUUCAAAAAUCCGAGAUUUUCGUUGUUAUCUAUUUCAUUUCGAAUAUUUCUCUAUAAAAGUUCAAUAAAAGCCAACUGAAUCCUUCUAGGCAAUUUUGUUCUCGUUCGAGACGUCACAAUAUCGGGCCAUGAAAUUGCCUACACAUAUGCAAUUUACAGAACAUUUCAAGCGUUAUCUCUCAUUUCGAUAGACAUAUUUUGUUGAUCAAAGUUACCCCAAAAGCAACGAAUGAAAAUUUACAACAAAGUAAUCUUAUUUUUAUAGUAAAACACUAUACAAUACCCAACUAUUUGAACAUUUUCAAUCUAUGAUUAUCAGUACUUGUUUAUAAAAUGAAAACAGUUUCAAGUAGAUGCUUGAAAUGAAGAGUUAUUCGAAAAACUUUGGAAAAAGUUAUCAAUGUUCCCCUGUUUUACGGUAAUCGAUUAUUGAUUUUAAUCGAUUAUCUUGGUCGAUUAAUCGAAUGAAUUAAUCAAGCUCUCAAAAAUUAUUCGAUUAACGGAUAAUCGAUUAUUUGCAAAAAUCAGACAUCACUUGCUCCUAAGUGCGCAAUCUAGCUCGGUUUCCUCGCACUGUCUUUUGGGGUUGGGAGAGUUGUCGCGUUCGCUUCGCCGUCCGAAUGUAGAAUGGGCUUGGGUCCCGCAUACCACAGACUUUAUAGCUGUUCGGUCUCAUGUUUGGAUGGUUGCCCAUGACAACCAUGCGUCUCGCAUACCAUCAAACUUGUUGGCCAAUAGUUUGAGCGGACUGACUUCCCUCAGGAAAUUAUAGAAUUCGUGUCAUUGACACACCUCGGCUUUGGCUUACGGAUUACCAAUGCUUAUUAGAAUUUGUUCUGUAAUAUUAUUAACAACCACUUUUUGUUUCAAAUUUUAUUCAGUAACAAAUAUAUUUUUUAAAUUUAAUUACUACUACUCCACAAAAACUAUUUGUGCUUUUGGUUCAAGUUUGUAAUCUUUCCCGAAAGGUUCGAAGCAACUACCAUUCAUCGGAAGGUAUUGCUUGGUUACAAGGGUUUGCUAACAUUUAUGUUUUAGAAAGGACCAUACGUCGCAUAAUUUAGGUUAUGAUCGUUUAAGUCAGCUAUUAUAAUUCUGUUCAAGACGAAAUGUUGGGACACACAGUUUAUAAUUGAACGCAAACCACAGAGGUAACUGUCCAAAUUAGUGGUUAGCGUGAAACGAUUUAUUCAAUUUUUUUCCGCAAAGUAUAUUGUGGCAGUUGGAUUUUACGGCGAUUUCCCGUCAAUUAUGCGAGAAAUCGUUAAUAAAUUGAUCCUAGAUUAUGCGAAAUGCAUUACUUUUGAAAACAAAAUAUGAUUUGAGUACAAGAAAAACCUUAUGUACAUACAAAUCCACGAAUAUAUCCCAAAAAAAAAUUAUCUUGAUCCAAAAACUCAAAGUUUUUUGUUCACUGUUUGUCACAUUGAGUUAAUUUUGAAAAAGAUAAUCAGCGUUUUUAACCAAGCAUUGCAAUGAAAUUCGCGAAACAUGGCAAUGGUGUUAACAGUUUCAUUGAGGUUGUUCAAAUAUAAAGAUUGAAGUUCAGGACAAGUGAAUUUUAUACGAAGAUGCUAACAAAGUAGGAGGUUCAUGCAAGAAUAGUUAUCAGUCAUCCCCGAGAACAAUCGAAAAAAUGAAAAAGAAGGCAUGCAUCAUUGAAAAAGCUGUUUCUGCGGGAGGAAUCACUCACCAUCUUGGAAAAGAAUAUUAAUAUCGUACUAGUUUGGUCAACACUUAUCUAAAACUUUUCAUUCCAAAAAUAUUAAUGGUGCGCUAUAUCAGGUGGAAUCUGGAAUUAUAAUUUUCAGCUAAAAGAUGAGACUUUCCAAACUCUCAAAUUCCGCUGAAUACUGUUCAACUAAACACAGUUAUUUGGCAAAUGAAAAAAGUGCGUGUGAAUUGACUUACAAACCACUAGGGUUUCUGUAAAACUAACUUAGAUAUACACUUCGUUAAAAUAUUAAACAACUUUUCCGGAUAAUUUCAAAUCGGUUUUUAGUUGUUAACAAAGUUGUAGACAAUAACAUUAUCUAUCAGAUUCUCACUUUUACACCCAAAAUCCGACGGGCAUGUUUCUAUUACUUUUGGGUAAGAUUCUAUUGUCUUUUCGGUAACCGACCACGCAAUUGCGCAUUGCGGUAUUAAACUCAUAUUCCCGCAAAGGUAGUAAACGGUGGAAUGACGAAUUUCGGUUGCUGUUCAUGUAUGCGUAUCACACAAUCAAACACUUUUUCAGUAUGUGUCAACCUCGGCUCUGUUCGGAUGUAGUAUAAUUCGGUCGUAUGCUAUGAUAGUAUUAGUACCGAGCUAAACCAACCGGAAUCCUGGUAGAUCUCUGACCAAAUUCAGGCUGGAAUCUGGCCCAAUAUUGGCAGAAACCAGCCAGAAUUACGAAUUUUUUACUGGGUAGGUUGGAUAGUGGAAUAAAAAGUUUAGUCGGUUUCCGGAUCCGGCCUAGCUGCCAGAUCCGAACCAGUGCCCAAAUCCGGACCUCCCGGAUCCAGACCAGUGCCCAGAUCCGAAAUUCCAAACCAGUGCCCGGAUCUGGACCAGUACCCGGAACCGGACCAGUACCCGGAUCUAGCCCAUCCCCCUUUCCUUUUACCAAGUCCGGACCUGAACCAGACCCAGACCUGGUGCUUAGAUCAAGACAAGUGUCUGGAUCUGGACCCUCGGUUCGGAUACGUGGAUCCAAACCAUAGGUCUUGCUUCCCAUGCAUGACGGGAAGGACCAUUCAUGUUUUGUGCAGUCGCUACCUUGCUGUUAACGUCCGUGAUAGAAAAGAAAUUUCAAUUUAACGCCGGCCGAAGUACCCAUCCACUAUUCCGAAUCGUUUUUUUCUGACUGCGCUUUGAAUCUAGCCGAGUGUGAGCCGAUCUUCAAAUACACCGAGGAAAAAGAACUUAAGAAUUUCAUAAGUUUCGACUUAUGACCAUGUACAAUUUUGAUUCCAUUAGAUGCUUAUGCAUUACAUAAGCAUGUAUAUGAAUUUCAUAAGUUCGCCUUAUAAAAUUCAUACAUGUGUCCUAAGAUUAUUAUAAAAAUAUUAUUAUGAAAAUGCCAUAAGCCAUUGUUAGAUUUAGUUUUGAUAUGGUGCUCUGCUUUAAAAAAUGUAAGUAUUUUUUUGUUAAAUGAUUAUUGCCUCAUUUUUACAUUUCUUACAAAAGAAAUGUAUAGGAUUCGCUCAAACUUUGAAAACUUUUUCCGAGGCCCGGAGGGCCGAGUCUCAUAUACCAAUCGACUCAGCUCGACAAAUUGAGACAAUGUCUGUAUGUGUGUGUGUGUGUGUAUGUGUGUAUGUGUGUAUGUAUGUAUGUACAAAAUGUCAUGUAAUUAUCUCAGCAAUGGCUGAACCGAUCUUAAUGAAAUUAGUUUCAAAUGAAAGGCCUAACGUUGCCAUUUGACACUAUUAUUUUUGAUUUUCGAUAUGUUGUUUAUUUUCUGAGAUAUGAACGAUUUUGUCAAAACACAGCAGGUUUUUUGCAAAUAACUUUCGAACAAUACAAUAUUGUCCCACAAACUGCAUAUAAAUAGAAAGCUUGUAAAAAUACCUUUCUAACAAGCUGUAGAUUGUCUAAAUCCUUGCACGAGCGGCGGAGAUAUUAGACAUUUUGUACUUUUAGUCCUCGCUUACCAAUUUCCACUAAUUAAAAAUGAGAUUGUUUCAUACAGAGCAUUGCUUUACUGGUGUUUUAGGGGCAAAACUAAACCGAUUUUGAAUAUCGGGGUAUGAAAACACAUCUACGUGAUUCAAGGAAUUCGAUGUUGAGAACAUUUUGUGAAUUACCUUUAUAAUAAAUGAACUAUUUCUCAAAAAUCAAUAUAUAAGUUCACUUCAAAGACAAAAUAAUGUGUUGAUAAAGAAACAGUGAGUUCUAGAAUUUAUUCCUUGGAUUAGGCAUUGCGUUCAAUCAUGAGGUAAAUGUUGGAUGGUAUAUCAAUACACAGAUCAACAAGUAAUUCACAUAGUAGUGAGAAAAAAGAUUUCUAAUAUAAUUAUACUUGUGGCGUCACCGAAAGCAACUGUAUGUUUGAAGUCCAAAAAUCUAGCGAAAAUUUAGCUCUUUUGCAAGAUUUAGGUUAUACUGGUUAUGGCGCAAAAAUUACUACUUACAUUAUUUAUGAUAAGAAUGUAAGAAUCAAUAUAUCAUAAUAAUAUGCCUAUAAAAAUAAUGUCACUGCAUUAACCAUCAUUUGCCAUGCCUCACACGCCCCCCCCCAUCUCUCUCUCUCUCUCUCUCUCUCUCUCUCUUUCUCUCUCUGUCUCUCUUCUAUCGCAUCUAUCUAGCUAUUUCUGUAUGCAUUUCUAAGUUGUGUGAUAAGAUCUUCUGCCAAUCUGAAAUAUUUAUUAAUUGUAAUUGCGAAGGUUUGAGAAAACAAAACUAUUUUUUGUCUGCUGCUACAUCAACUCAACUUUAAUUCAAUUGCAUUCAAAGCCUGUAUCUACAUUAUAAUUAAGGAAAUUCAUGGCUAUAUCAGAAAAAUAUUUGGCUUAACUGGGUAAUAUGAAAGUUUGACGAUGGAAAUUUUAAAAAGAGACAUUCCACGUGCGAUAUUUAAACUAUUCGUAUCUCUAUUGAAUUUUGAAUGAAAUAUAUGCUAAAAGACUGAAAGCUGAAGCCAGCAGGAUUGGAAUUGCCAUCAACAUUUCGAAGACAAAAUACAUGAGAGGAAGAGGUUCUAGAGACGACAAUGUGAACCUCACACCCGAGUUCGGAUUGACGGUGACGAAAUCGAGAUGGUCGACGAAUUAAUGUAUUUGGAUUCACUGGCAACCGACGACAAUGAUAACAGCAGAGAAAUUCAGAGACGGAUCUUAGUGGGAAAUCGUGCCUACUUUGGACUCUAGAGGACACUCCGGUCGAACAAAAUUCGCCGCCGCACGAAGUUGAUUAUCUUCAAGACGCUGAUUAGAUCGGUGGUCCUCUACGGCCACGAGACCUGGACUAUGCUCGUGGAGGACCAACGCGCCCUUGGAGUUUUCGAACGAAAGGUGUUGCGUACCAUCUAUGGUGGCGUGCAGAUGGAAGACGGAACGUAGCGCAGGCGAAUGAACCAUGAGUUGUAUCAGCUGCACAUUCGUUGUAUUGGUACGAACUUUCAUGAAAAAUAACGGAUCAAAGACCAAAAAUAUCCACAAAUUAGAUCCAGGAAAAGAAGUCUCCCAAAGUACUCACUAUCGAUGGGGGAUGCAACUACAAUGUGUCUUCUAACUGAUCGUCGUCCAUAUUUGGAUAUACUGAGUAGUUUGAACCAUUUCUUUUUCACAAUAUUGGUCUGUAUAGGACUCAUUUAUCCAUAUUUCCUGCACGAGAAUUCCGAACGAAACAAUACAAACACGGCUUUUAUGCAAUCGACAUAGCCUAGACAUUUCACACUAUUUACUUCAAAUAAAAACUUUGAAAUAUCUACCUGUCUCAUUCACGAAUCGCAUUCUCCCUCUGUCGUUCUCUGUUCAAGGGGCUUGAAAGCACAUGUGACCUUGUCUCACUUUACUAUAUUCAAUUGCGCGUUAAAAUACUGGACCAGUAAAUUCUGUUCUGCACAUAAAUCUUUUUUCGGGAAUAUGUGACCAAAAAGUAAACUUCGAAUUCGUCAAGUAAAGAAGCAUGAAAACAAAAAGAAUAAAACCAAAAAAAGAUGGAAGCCCUAGAAAGUCCAUUGCAUAUUUAUUAGUCUUUUCUCAGAAGAUGGGAUUUUCAAAAACAUUUCAAAACUUUCUGAUGCAAUGGUUUUCAAAUUCGUACAAUCCGGUUUAUUCAUUUUCUUUAUUCAAAAAUGUUUUUGGCUUCAAAUAUAUGACCAUUUCAUUUUAAUUAAUUAUUUCAUUCCGCAUUUAUUCGUUUUGUUCAUCUGCGUUCAUUUUACUUAUUUUAUUCGUUUCAUUCUUUGGAAUCACUCUGAUCAGUUUAUUCUUUUUGUGCAUUUUACUCAUAUCAUUCA
Messenger RNA from Topomyia yanbarensis, 19138 nucleotides. It is a transcript of the gene dop, whose product is annotated as microtubule-associated serine/threonine-protein kinase 3. The record is from RefSeq and is a predicted model, not a curated record. Bases 632 to 6700 code for a protein of 2022 amino acids. Gene Ontology annotation, molecular function: magnesium ion binding; ATP binding; protein serine/threonine kinase activity. NCBI's taxonomy places the organism in Eukaryota, Metazoa, Arthropoda, Insecta, Diptera, Culicidae. Gene Ontology annotation, biological process: intracellular signal transduction; peptidyl-serine phosphorylation. The transcript has 3 exons.